This is a messenger RNA of Olea europaea var. sylvestris, 1234 nucleotides long. Its product is annotated as dihydroceramide fatty acyl 2-hydroxylase FAH1-like. The transcript has 7 exons. Gene Ontology annotation, biological process: fatty acid metabolic process; lipid biosynthetic process. The record is from RefSeq and is a predicted model, not a curated record. Gene Ontology annotation, cellular component: endoplasmic reticulum; membrane. Gene Ontology annotation, molecular function: fatty acid 2-hydroxylase activity; iron ion binding. The coding region runs from base 225 to 938 and encodes 237 amino acids. NCBI's taxonomy places the organism in Eukaryota, Viridiplantae, Streptophyta, Magnoliopsida, Lamiales, Oleaceae.
AACGAUAUAUUUAUCUGCCAGACUGGCAGCCGUUUAGAAUCCAACACGAAUAUCUGCUGGCGAUUCCCUCAUAUUAGAAAUUAGAGCAUUGAUAAUGCUAUGGAACGUGUUCAGGGUUCAUCUCCUUUGCUGAUGCUGUUAGUGUAGGUGGUGAACAAAUCUUUUAGUGUGAGAGUACUUGCUGAAAUCAACAGAUCCCACCAGCAUUGCACUGGUUAGCCAAGAUGGUUGCACGGGACUUCACUGUGGACUUAAAUAAACCUCUUGUGUUCCAGGUUGGACAUCUUGGUGAAGCUUAUCAGGAGUGGGUUCACCAGCCAAUUGUCAGCAAGGAAGGCCCUCGGUUUUUUGAAAGUGAUUUCUGGGAGUUUUUGACACUCACAGAGUGGUAUGUAAUUCCCCUCAUUUGGCUCCCAGUUGUUUUCUGGUUCAUCUUGAAAUCCAUUAGAAUGGACCUUACAAUACCUCAAGUGGCAUUGAUGAUGGCAUUUGGCAUCUUCAUUUGGACAUUGCUAGAAUACACUCUGCAUCGUUUCCUUUUUCACAUCAAGACUAAGAGCUACUGGGGAAACACCAUUCAUUAUCUUAUUCAUGGUUGUCAUCAUAAGCAUCCAAUGGAUGGUCUACGCCUUGUCUUCCCACCUGCUGCAACUGCUAUUCUCUUGGUGCCAGUCUGGAACUUGAUAAAAUUUAUAGCUGCUCCUCCUACUGCUCCUGCUAUAUUUGGAGGUGGUCUACUGGGUUAUGUGAUGUACGAUGUAACCCAUUACUACUUGCACCACGGGCAGCCAACCAGUGAAGUACCCAAAAGACUCAAGAAAUAUCAUUUGAAUCAUCAUUUCCGCAUCCAGGAUAAAGGCUUUGGUAUCACUUCCUCACUCUGGGACAAGGCCUUUGGAACACUACCUCCAUUGAAAUUGGCUAAGAAGAAUAGAUAAUUGCAAUAUGUAGAUGAUGUCAAAGGCCUCUUGGAAGCUCUCAAUAUUCAACAUUCUUGCUUCAGCUCUCGCGUGUACCGUUGUGUCUUCUGAGAAAGUUUAGGCUGUUUGUUGCUUUUGAUUUCUUUCUUCUAGGAUUUUGUUAAAAGAAACAAACUGACGAUCAUGCAUCAAUUAAUUCAUACAUCGUUGCAUAAUUUAAUUUAAUUUUUUUUGCUCUGAUUAUUUUCACUGGACUGCUUUGUAAGAUACUUGUUUAGGCUCUGCUAUGGUAUAUAUGGCCUAUUGUUCCAACA